Molecule: messenger RNA, 1092 nt
Organism: Candoia aspera
Lineage: Eukaryota; Metazoa; Chordata; Lepidosauria; Squamata; Candoiidae
Gene: C8H4orf33
Product: chromosome 8 C4orf33 homolog
Exons: 5
Coding region: 38-631 (197 amino acids)
Source: RefSeq, a predicted model, not a curated record
UAUAUAAUAAUUAUUUUACUUGAUAUAAAAUAUUUAGAUGGAGUUUAAAAUUGAACAUACAUGGAAUAGCCUUCCAGUGACCCAUGACCCAAUAAUGAUCAGGCUGAGUCCAGAAAAUGCAGGAAUACUGAUGGAAUUGAAUGCUCCGUUUUUCAAUGAUCCUCCAGCUCCUCCUGGUGAACCAGGAAAACCAUUCAAUGGAUUGUGGGACUAUGAGGUUGUAGAAGCCUUCUUCUUGAAUGACCAAACUCAGCAGUAUCUAGAAGUAGAGCUCUGUCCGCAUGGACAACAUCUUGUAUUGUUCCUUUAUGGCAGACGGAAUAUAUGCAGACAAGAGCUUCCUUUAAUAUUUGAAGUGUCAAAAACAAGUGCCAAAUGGAGGGACCGAGCCCACCUGCCUUGGAAUUAUUUUCCUCCCAACACUGACAGAUUUAAUGCUUUUGCAAUUCAUGGAUCAGACGUGAACAGAACAUAUGAAGCUCUCUAUCCUAUUCCUCAAAAUGAAGUUCACAAAAACCAGAAGCCUGAUUUCCAUCGUCUAGAAUACUUUAAAAACUUCAGCUUGAAACAAUUAAUGGGAGAAGAUUGGAAACAGAUGGAAUCAGAAUUGUGGGCAUCAUGUGUUAGAUGAAAAAUACAAGAGUACCAUAAAGAUUGGGGUGAGCAAACUUUUUGUGGACAGGGAUCUUUCUUUUUUCUUUUUUUAGGGCUGCCAUGGGAUUUCUUCAGAAAAAUAGGCACAUUUAUGAAAUCAGAAUUAUUCCUACUGGGUUUUAUGGACAAGGAAUUAGAAAAGAAACACAGGAAAUUAAUAUUGUAUAUUGGAACUGUGGCAAGAUUAUUGUAUGCAAAAACUUGGAAAAGCAAUGAAAUACCUACAGUGGAAGACUGGAUUAUAAAAUUAACUGAACUUGCAGGAAUGGCAAAGCUGACCAAUUUGGUCAGAGAAAAAAAUGACAAUUUUUUUUUUUUUUUAAAGACUGGAAACCUUAUAUGAACUUUUUGUUGAAAGAAGAAAAGAUACAAUUGAUGAUUUCAGGAUCUAGGGAUUAAAAAGGGACGAAGGGGACAGGGAAAAUAUUAAAAUGAUAA